This is a messenger RNA of Dipodomys spectabilis (banner-tailed kangaroo rat), 1383 nucleotides long. RefSeq names its product glycine N-acyltransferase-like. The record is from RefSeq and is a predicted model, not a curated record. Lineage: Eukaryota; Metazoa; Chordata; Mammalia; Rodentia; Heteromyidae. Gene Ontology annotation, cellular component: mitochondrion. Gene Ontology annotation, molecular function: glycine N-benzoyltransferase activity; glycine N-acyltransferase activity. The transcript is spliced from 6 exons. Gene Ontology annotation, biological process: glycine metabolic process. Bases 422 to 1309 code for a protein of 295 amino acids.
UGAUCCGCUUUGCAGUGUCCAGAUGCUGGUUUCAUACAGCUUUGGUUUGCACUGUGGGGACAAAGAGCAGGGCAGUGUUUGGGAGAGAAAUUCAAAGGGCCCGUGGCAGCGUCCUGGCUUUGUAGAGCCGACUCCUGCAAUAGGAGCUUGACUCGCUGCCAUUGGAGCUGAUCUCCAGACAUCCUUCCUGCUCCGUGCAAAGUCCGGAUUGCAAGCCUCAGCUCAGAGACCCGGGAGGACGUACACCACGACUCCUCAUUCUCCUCAUUCUCCGAGUCGAUGAGGAUGUCCAGGAAGACCCAGUAAAGAAGGACUUGGCCCAUAAUACAGCACUUGCCACUUUGGUCACUGAAUUCGCUCCAGCUCUUCUCAUUCCUGGAUGUUCCUUGGUCAUCUCUAGGCAAAGGCAUUUUCUUCCACCAUGUUGUUGUUGCAAGGUGCCCAGAUGUUGCAGAUGCUGGAGAAAGCUCUGGUGAAGAGCCUUCCCGAGUCCUUGAAGGUGUAUGGUACUGUCUUCCACAUAAACCAUGGAGACCCAUUCAAGCUAAAGGCCCUUGUAGACAAAUGGCCUGAUUUUAAUACAGUGGUCAUCCGCCCUCAGGAGCAGGCGAUGACAGAUGACCAUGAUCACUACACCAAUACUUACCAGAUCUACUCCAAGCACCCUCAAAACUGUCAGGAAUUCCUGGACUCUCCAGACGUCAUCAAUUGGAGACAGCACUUUCAGAUUCAAAGUACGCAGUCCAGCCUGGAUGAAGUGAUACAAAACUUUGCAACCAUUAAAUCUUUCAAAGUCACCUAUUCAAAUAACCUUCUAUAUAUGACGUCGGAGACAGUCAACAAACUGAUUCCUUCUCUGAUGGACACAAAGAAUUUACCACCCACUGGUGGCAAGCCAAAGGCCAUCAAUCAAGACAUGUUUAAACUCUCCUCCUUGGAUGAGACUCAUGCUGCCAUGGUGGAUAAAUUUUGGUCUUAUGGCGGCAAUGAGAAGAGCCAGAAGUUCAUCGCGCGAUGUUUACGGAGCUUCCCGAGCUCCUGUGUCUUGGGACCUGAGGGAACCCCUGUAUCCUGGACAUUAAUGGACCAGACUGGAGAGAUACGAAUGGGAGGCACUCUGACUGAGUAUCGGGCCCAGGGUCUGGUCUCCUAUGCUGUCUAUUCACAGGUGCAGACUAUGAACAAACUCGGCUUCCCGGGUUAUUCUCACACAGACAGGAAAAACAAAGCUAUGCAAAAAAUGAGCGAUGCUCUACACCAUAUCCUCAUGCCCUGUCACUGGAACCAGUGGGUGUGUUCUCCUCUGUGAUGCUGUCUUUAGACACAAGGCAUUAUGCCUGGGUGUGUCACUGGAGGAGUGAAAUAAAUGGAAUCAUUAGCAAA